Molecule: messenger RNA, 2046 nt
Organism: Portunus trituberculatus (swimming crab)
Lineage: Eukaryota; Metazoa; Arthropoda; Malacostraca; Decapoda; Portunidae
Product: mucin-22-like
Exons: 3
Coding region: 1-2046 (681 amino acids)
Source: RefSeq, a predicted model, not a curated record
AUGCUGAAGGUGGUAGGGAGGAAAGAGAAGAGUCGGCGUGCUCUUGCAUGUUAUGUUCAAGACACUGCGUUGCAGGGAGCAUCACGCCCAAAACCACCUAAGAUCGUACAUUUCAGCUCAAGUAUUGAGAAUGUGAUUACACAGCAGUUGGAAUUAACGCACAAAAGGUAUGAAGGCGACCGGUACAUCGCUUGGUUCACAGUGAACAAAGCGUGCAGCAUUCGUAGAAUUUCUUCUCUAUCCGUCAUCGACAAAGGCAACUUCCUGUUAACUACGAAAAACGGUCACAGCAUCAUAGCAACGGGAACGUGGGACCACUGCGCCUGUACCUUCGAGCGUCCGGUGAUAUUGGAACCACAUGUUACUUACAACUUAAUAUAUCAAAGUAAAACUAGAAGCAACGACGAAUUCACUGUUGUCAUAAGGAAAGUUGUAGGUGGUGUAACAUUCCUAGUGUUGCUAAAUACCGUAUAUCUCACCAUAGAGUUCACUAAAAGUCAAUCGGAAUCGGAAUCUGAUUCUGAAUCUGAUUCAUCCGAGUCCGCAGGGAACUCGAGCAGUGACGGGUCAGACUCGAUAGAAGUCAUUCAGGAGGCCGAGGCCAUGAUGGCUGACCUUCAGGUUGGUGAACCAGCAACACCUCCGGCAACAGCACCAACAGCACCGCCGGCAGAAGCACCAACAGCACCGCCGGCAGAAGCACCAGCACCGCCGGCAGAAGCACCAGCACCGCCGGCAGAAGCACCAGCACCGCCGGCAGGAGCACCAGCAGCACCGCCGGCAGUAGUACCAGCACCAGCAGCACCGCCGGCAGUAGUACCAGCACCAGCAGCACCGCCGGCAGUAGUACCAGCACCAGCAGCACCGCCGGCAUUAGCACCAGCACCAACAGCACCGCCGGCAUUAGCACCAGCACCAACAGCACCGCCGGCAGAAGCACCAGCACCAACAGCACCGCCGGCAGAAGCACCAGCAGCACCGCCGGCAGAAGCACCAGCACCAACAGCACCGCCGGCAGAAGCACCAGCAGCACCAAGCACCAGCACCAGCAGCACCGCCGGCAGUAGUACCAGCACCAGCAGCACCGCCGGCAGUAGUACCAGCACCAGCAGCACCGCCGGCAGUAGUACCAGCACCAGCAGCACCGCCGGCAGUAGUGCCAGCACCAGCAGCACCGCCGGCAGUAGUGCCAGCACCAGCAGCACCGCCGGCAGUAGUGCCAGCACCAGCAGCACCGCCGGCAGUAGUGCCAGCACCAGCAGCACCGCCGGCAGUAGUACCAGCACCAGCAGCACCGCCGGCAGUAGUACCAGCACCAGCAGCACCGCCGGCAGUAGUACCAGCACCAGCAGCACCGCCGGCAGUAGUACCAGCACCAGCAGCACCGCCGGCAGUAGUACCAGCACCAGCAGCACCGCCGGCAGUAGUACCAGCACCAGCAGCACCGCCGGCAGUAGUACCAGCACCAGCAGCACCGCCGGCAGUAGUACCAGCACCAGCAGCACCGCCGGCAGUAGUACCAGCACCAGCAGCACCGCCGGCAGUAGUACCAGCACCAGCAGCACCGCCGGCAGUAGUACCAGCACCAGCAGCACCGCCGGCAGUAGUACCAGCACCAGCAGCACCGCCGGCAGUAGUACCAGCACCAGCAGCACCGCCGGCAGUAGUACCAGCACCAGCAGCACCGCCGGCAGUAGUACCAGCACCAGCAGCACCGCCGGCAGUAGUACCAGCACCAGCAGCACCGCCGUAGCACCAUCACCAGCACGAGCAGCACGAUCGACAGUAGCAUCAGCACCAGCACGAGCAGCGCGAUCGACAGUAGCACCAGCACCAGCACGAAUAGUAGCACGAGCAGCACCACCGGCAGUAGCACGAGCAGCACGAGCAGCACCGAGAAGAGGAUCCGAAGCACCAAGGAAUGGGACUCGAGAUGAUUGGAGACAGCAGGCAAGAGCAAGAACAACAAAUGGAAGUGAUGAGGGACUGGUUGCCACCGACCCGAACUACGUAAAACUACUGCUCGAGGCGUUGGAUGAAGACUAA